UGUUCCCGCCAAGGAACCGAUGCAAGCCGGUAUUUCUGUUAUGUUUUGCGGGACUCGCAUGACUAUAUUGAAUUUUAAAAAAUUACAGUUUAAUUUAGUUUAUUUUAAUUUAUAUUAGUGUUACGUCGUGCGUAUCGUGCAAACAUGUCAGAAGACAAGGUAACGACAGAAGAUAUGUGGACCCCAUAUAAAGAACUACAAAGUCUUGUUGACAAGUACAUAAUAUCAGUUCCUGAUACACAAGAUCCACAAUAUCAUGAACUUACAGAAGCUUUGCGAAAUCAUAGACAGAAUUUUCUUGCCAUCUUGAAGAAUCCUCCAAAAAAGAUAAAAAGUCGCGAGGAAAUUAAGAAAGGUGUUACUGAAGGUAUAACACUACCUGGCUUGGGUCAUCAAGUAUUAUCAAAGGAAUUGGUAGAUGAAACUCUCAUCAUAUCAGAUAUGUAUGAUUUGAAUGAGUUCAUGGCAUUGGAUCUUCUCUGUACGGCUCAACUUCAAAUGCCACAUUAUCCUGGAUUAACACGUGGUCUAACAGCUAUUUUACUAUAUUAUGAUGGAAGAAAAGCACUAACUUCAGUAUUAAGGAUAUUGGUACACACUCGCAUUGGCCAUAGUUGGGCAGUAGAUGUACCAAUUGCUCUUAUAAGACAUAUUACAGAAUAUACAAACAAGUUGCAAGAAGAUGGCCUGUUGAACAGGAUCUUAUCCUUGUUAGAAGAAAUGGAUCCUACUAAGGAACAAGAUUUGCUGCAGCAAAAUAGAGCAUUGGGUGGGGCAAAACAUCAUCAAAUGGUCAUGAAACUUUACAAUGACACACGACAGGAUCUGGCCGACAUUUUGUUCUUAUGGUCUGCUCAAUCGUCAUUAUCGAAUACAAUUCUGUUCCGUCUGUUAUCGAUGUUGCAAAUACGUCAAGUAGAAUCUGAAGCAGGUGAAGGAGGACCCGAUACGGUUACACUUGCUCUCAUUAUGGCUGCUUUAUAUGCUAUAAACUUCAAUUUCUUGCAUAGUCGUGAAAAUGGCGAAGGUAUAUCGCGCAAUAUUUCAUUUCACAGCGUUUUGAUGUAUAUGCAUUUCUUUUUUUUAGCAAUUAUCACUCCAAUAUCUCUUGCAGAAUUAAUCAACUCGAUACCGCUGAUAGCGGAGAGGGGAAUACUAGAGGAAGUGAAUAAAAAAUUGACGUCUGCAAGCAUAAAUUGGGAAAGUGCCGGAUUGCGCGGAAUAAUACAAUUCGCUUUGGCGAUAGCUAUAAACACGCUUAAAACGACCAGCACUCAAUUCCAAUCGCAGAACAUCACGACGGAGGACGAGAUAUUAAUCGAAGCAGCCAUGUCCAACAAGGCUUUCCACUUCAUGGCUGAAGUCCUGUUCAAAAGUAGCUGUAUACAUCAGGAAGAAUUCUACGUUCGUUAUUUUCACACCCUCAUCUCAGACUUUAUUCUACUGAUGCCGAUGAAAGUCAAAGAACUACGUAGUCGCGCCGAUGAAUCCAUGCGCCUGAUACAAGCGUUCCAGCAGGAGGGCAUCGAACCCCCCAUGAAUCUGGACAAUCAUUUCGAGUAUUUGAUGUUAAUGGUGGCGGAACUAUACAGGAAAGAUCCACUGAACUUGAAUCUAGCCAUGGACUAUUGGUGCCAUCACACCGAUACUACUCACGUGACAGCUCCGGCGUACAUCAUUCGCCUGCCUUCCAGACAGGUCGCCCUCUUCAAAUUUGUACGGCUCGCUUACGUACGGGAGAUCUUGCCGCCAGGCUUGUUCGUUCCCUACAUGAAAAUGAUAGCGUCUCUUGCAUCAUCACCACAAGCAGCCAGACAUGCGUUUAACUUUUUUAAACCUAAUGGGACUUCUGGUUCAGCAACGAUUUCCUGGGAUCACUUCUUCAGCUCUCUCAGCCGAUACUAUUAUAAUCUAAGACAGGAACUACCUCCCAGUCAAGACACAGUGUACAGACAAAGGUGUCAUCCGAAAGGAAUCAUGCCUCAAGAGGUGAAAGGUCUGGAAGCAGUGCUACUGGUAGUUCAAGUGAUCGCGAAGAACGACGAAAUGUCGAGAGUCGCGAUAUGUGAUCAUCCCGGUUGGAAGGUCUUGCCGUCUUUGAUCGGCUUAGUGAGCUGCGCGAUGCCGAUACCGCUAAAAGGUGUGUUGGUGAGAACUCUCGCAACAUUGGCCAGAUCAGCAGAAAGCUCUUCCACUGUUUGGCAAAGCUUAGAGGCCGCCCAGAUCUUGUCUACGAUACCGACAACGAGCAGUUAUCAGCCGAGAGGCGUGCAAACGGAACUGGAGGAGAUCGAAUCCAGGAACGAGGAGUACCCAUUGACGCGCGCUAUGUUGGAGUUGUUGGACGUACUGACCGAUUUUCCGAUACCACGUCUCUUGGGCGUCGGUCAACGCAACCCAGGAUUCGACCCGUACUUGCACUUCGUCAUCAACACCGUGUUCCUGAGAUUCCACACCCGUUCGUACAAGAAUUCCGCGGAAAAGUGGGAGGUCGCGGAGGCUUGCCUAAAGAUCUUUUCCAAGUUGAUCAAGCAGUACGAGCCGACCAUCGAGGAUUUCGUAGGCUGCAAGGUGGAACUGCAAGGUGGUGAGUCCACUUCGGUGAACUCGGCGCCGGGAUAUCACCUGAUGACGCAACUGCACAGGUCUACCGAGUUGUUGCACGUGGUGUUGUACAUCUUGGACGAAGGCUGCCUUCAUUUCGACACCUACGACACUUUUCCAGGCAAGAAGUAUUUGGAGAGUUGCAGUUUAUAUUGCCUGGAAGUGCUCGAGCGUGGCCUGAAGAUGCAGAACAAUUAUAUGACGCAGUUAGCCGCCAUACCUGUGAACAAACUGAUGACCGGACUGUCGCGUUUGCUGCUCGGGGUGAAUCCUCGCACCGGCAAGCCGGAUCACAUGAUCAAUAUCGUCAAGUACGUCUCUUAUAACUCGUGGUUGCCGAAACAGGCGUUCGUGGCCGUCGGUGUUAUUCACGGUGUAACCAACGAGCCUGGAGCAGAUUCUGAAUUAUUGGCGAUGUUCACGGCGACUUCCACUUUAGCGACGAACAUCAGACAUGGCUUCGUCGAGUGCUUGGAUGCGGACAAUGUUCCUGAGGAUGAAGACGAAAUGAUCGGCGGCGAGCAAACCAGGCAGCAGGCUGGGAAUUGCAAAGAGAGAAUUCUGCUGUUGAUGAUGCACAGCAUCACCCGUCCGGCACCCAACUUGGCACACUACUUGCUCGGCUUCGAGAUCACGAAGGACAUCAGGAAGACCGUCAUCCAGCAGCCGGGAAUUCUAGGAUUCCCACGCACUUGUCUGCACUCGAUCCUAGGUAUCUUGGAACAGUCUCUCGAUCACGGUCGUGACAAAAUCACCGAAGCCUGCUACUGUUAUCUUCACACGUUAACGGCCAAUAGCAAGACAUCGGCGUCUGUUCUGAGGUUUCUGCGUACCACGAGUAAUCAGGACUUCGUGCAGAGACAUCUCUCGAAGCUGCCGUUCCAAGGACCAAACAGGUCGACCGAGCUCAGUUGCAUGUCCUGGUUGUUGAAGAUAGCGGCGAUCGAAUUGCGAGUCGCCGGUGGCAGUUUGCAGACCUCCCUUAUCCAGCGGCUGGUGGGUAAUUCAAAUCAAGACAAGGACCAGAUCGUACCAUCGCAGAAGCUCCUGAUGGAUCUCCUGCAUUACAUCGACUUCCAACUCUACCUGGAGCCUGCCAAAUCUUGGGAAUUCUUCGACCCGUCGCAGAUCGAGGUGGUACUAGGUCGUUGCAGUACUCCAGUCGCACUGAUGGGCGGCCCACGACUCAUCGACAUCAGGAAACUGCAUUCCCUUAUUACCGAGGAGCUGACGGUCACGCAGAGCAGCGCGACUGCCACUCAACGCAAGCUUAUGCAACAAGAGGUCAAGUCUAUACUCGCGCACGCGUUGAAAAAGAAUCAAACGAAGGUCUUGUCCUACGCGACGGUUAAGUUUGUGGAGGGCUGGUGCCAGACGACGGAGAUACUCUUCUCCGUCGCGACCAAUCAGCAACUGCCGGCGACGCAGCGGCAGAAUUUGCUGCUGAAUCUGUCGCAUGAUCUCCUGCAGAAGAUGACGUCCUGCGAGGCGCUGAGCGAAAUCAAGACGCUAGUGUCUGGCACGGUUCUAAUGUUGCUGGUGAAUCUGCGGAACAACUUCAUGAUCCAGUCGGACAAUGAACUGGUGCCGUCAUCGCCAUCGAACACAACGAUGAUGAAGAUCAUUCUGAGUCACAUCCUGCAAUGGAUCAUAAACGCCGGUGCCUCUUCGCAGAAGGUCGUGACGCAUCUCUAUGCGGCUCUGCUGAACUUCCUGAGUAUCGUCGGCCUGGAAAAGUCCGAGCACGUGAAUGUGAUCGAGACGACGUACGUCAGCCAAUUGGACAAUACGCUGAACCGACUGAUGCCUAUGCAGGAACGUUCACAACGUUACGCGACGAUACAGGUGAUCAACAGCUUCGGCAAUCAGCUGAUGGACAUUCUCUGCCACAAUUGCUCGGGUGGGCACGACGUGUGCAAGAUGUUAGCGCUGUCCUGUCUGGACAAGAUUCUAGAAUUGGACUGCGAGAAUGCGUGGAUGAUUUACUUGGCGAGCAGGGGCUAUCUCAAGCAUAUGAUCGACAGCUUGUUAGAGUCGGAUAAUCUACUGCGGUGCAUGCUGCAACCGGAGCCGCAAACGCUGCGGCCGCUGUACCUCUAUGAGGCGAAGAUGGCGAUCUUCUGCCGUAUGGCGUCAACGAGACUGGGCGCGGAGAGCCUGUUGGAAAACAAAAUCCUGUCCUGUAUGUCCAGCAUGUGCGUGUUCGAUCAACACCCAGACGUGCACAUCGGCUUCGAGGGUGGCGAUUACUCCUUCAUACCGUCGGUCGGCCAACGUUAUCAGCAAAUCUUCCUGCCAGCUUUGUACCUCUGCGACGCUCUCUUCACCACCCUGGGGACGGAGAAUCAGUCGUGUGCUGUGCAAGUAUGCGGUUUUCUGCAGAGUCAUCGGGACACUGUGGAGAUGGCCUUGAGAAACGCAUCCUCGCACGCUAAUGUACUGUUUCUCAAGGAGAUUGCCUGUCUCACCGGCGUGAUAUCCAGAUCUGCCAACAUAGACAUGUACAAACUUGUGGAUGAGGAACUGGCAAAGGCGAACAUAGACGACUACAAAUUGGAGAAUAGCACUGGGAUGAGGGAAUUGCGGGCGCAUCUUUACCGGCUGCAGAAGCUGAUGCUAUCGUUAUUGCACAAGUUUCAGCUGCAAUCAAUCCCGAUCAAUCACAACUAUCAGCAGGCCGAAGUGAACCGGAAGUACAUCUCCUGCAUACAGAUCGUCGCCAACGUCAUGUUGUACACACGUAAUCAAAUGCAGCACAGUUGCAUGGAUCAGAAAAUACGGAACGUGCUGUUCGAUCCUCAUCUGACGCCGAAAGUCGGAGGCAGGCAGGACAAGACGAAAGACGCCUCUGGCGGGAUGCACCUGGGCACAAUAGUCGAGCAAUUGGUUUCCGUGACGAAUCUGCUGCACACCGAGUUACCACAUAUAGAUUCCCUGAUCAAGAAGGUACAGAUGGUGGCCGAUAUGAGCACAGCGGAAUUAAAAAAGUACAUGUCCGAGGACGAAGUGGAACUUGACAUAGGAAAGCAACGAAUGCUAGUCGAGCAGCGGCUGAACCGUUGGGUGAAGGAUAAGCGCCUAAGCAUCAAAUAUUGCUCUCUCAUCAUAGAACACACUCUGUACAUCCUGUGGAGUCAUUUGGAUUUUUAUACCAUGCAAGUGAUAUCACGGCAGACUCAGAGGUUGCACGUGUCGUCGAGUGGCAUCGAUGAAAAUAUGGCGGAGUGGAAAGUCACGUCAGAAACGCUAAUGGAACUUAAACAGGGACUCGUAUCUACGUUUACGGAUACAUUUAUUACGCAGUUGUUGGAUACGCACAGUGAAUAUGCAACGGUAGAUUGUAAUUUCAUCAAGGCUCUCAUAAGACGAAUCAAAAGGCUGUUACAGUUUAUAAUUGUAAAAUAAUAAAAAUAUCCACGUACACAUUUGUGUCGAUAUACAUUUAGUCACAAAUUUAAAUAUAUAUAUAUUUUUUUAUAUUUUCUUGUAUAUUCCGUUAGAUAUUAA
This is a messenger RNA of Harpegnathos saltator (Jerdon's jumping ant), 6111 nucleotides long. RefSeq names its product nuclear pore complex protein Nup205 (gene Nup205). Gene Ontology annotation, cellular component: nuclear pore inner ring; nuclear pore. Gene Ontology annotation, biological process: nuclear pore organization. Gene Ontology annotation, molecular function: structural constituent of nuclear pore. The record is from RefSeq and is a predicted model, not a curated record. NCBI's taxonomy places the organism in Eukaryota, Metazoa, Arthropoda, Insecta, Hymenoptera, Formicidae. The transcript has 9 exons. The coding region runs from base 145 to 6009 and encodes 1954 amino acids.